Messenger RNA from Triticum turgidum subsp. durum (durum wheat), 1059 nucleotides. The record is from the annotation of a GenBank genome assembly. Lineage: Eukaryota; Viridiplantae; Streptophyta; Magnoliopsida; Poales; Poaceae.
AUGGCAGUAUCGCAGACUUCAAUAGCGAUGGUGCCGUCGAGGUGCACAUCAGAGACGCACAUGGCGCGGGCGACGGUCGCGGUCGAGAUCUCUGGCUACAGCCGUGUCAAGGGCCUCGGUAGAGGCGAAUGUCUCCAUUCUCCGGUAUUCUCCAUCGGCAGCUACGAAUGGUGCAUCUGCUACUACCCUGACGGCUACGACGAGGCGAAUGAAGGUUACGUAUACGUCUUCCUCGAGCUCUUGACCAAGAACGCCGAGGCGAGGGUGCUCCACAAGUGGAUGCUUGUGAAUCGGUUUAGUGGGCGGUCGAUUGUGGUGCACUCCAGCAAAGCGCCACGAGCGUUCGACCAUGAGUUUCCAGCUUGGGGCGUAGGAAAGUUCAUGAAGACAACCGCUGAAGUAGAGUCAGUGUACGUGCGGAAUGAUUGUCUCGUGAUUGAGUGCGAACUCAGUGUUAUCAAGGAAACACUCGAUAUCCAUGUGCCACCCUCUGACCUGUUGGAUAAUCUUGCAACCUUGCUAGAGGGGAAGAUAGGAGCAGACGUGACUUUCAAGGUUCAAGGGGAGGUCUUUUCCGCUCAUAAGAUUUUGCUUGCGAUGCGAUCGGCGGUCUUCAAUGCGGAGUUCUAUGGUCCGAUGGGGGACAAAGGUGUACAGGACAUAAUUAUUAACAACAUGCAGCCUGCUGUUUUCAAGGCAUUUCUUCACUUCAUCUACACUGAUUCAAUGCCUUCCAUGGACGAUCUUGAUGAUGAUGACAAAAGAGAAAUGGUCAAGCACUUACUCGUGGCUGCAGAUAAGUAUGCAAUGGAAAGGAUGAAGAGGAUAUGUGAAGGGAUGCUAUGCAAGAGUCUUGAUGUUGAGACUGUGGCGACCAUAUUAGCUCUAGCUGACCAGCACCAUUGCAACAACCUCAAAGAUGCUUGCAUUGAAUUUAUGCUCUCUUCGAAUAGAAUGGAUGAUGUGAUCGCAAGCCAAGGGUAUGCACACCUCAAAAGAUCUUGUCCUGAUCUCAUUGUAGAUGUGUUUGAAAGAACAGUGAAGUCCCGCAAAAUUUAG